GAUGGCGUCACAUCGCUGCUGCUGACCUUGUUUCGAAGUUUCAAACAGCCCAGAACGUCUUGUUCGCGCUACUUUCGGUGACUGUUCGCUUAUUUCGCGCAAAAAACGAAAAAAUUGGCAAUGAUCCGAGCUGUAUGUUCGCGAGCAAUCUUUGAGUUCGCGCCUGUGAAUACUUCUUUGACCUCUUCCCAGAGAGCAGCAUCUGCAUCCGGGAUUUCGUUGUUUCGGCGUUUGCUACAGCAGAGCAGUGUGUGUCUCGAGAAGAGCACCGGAACUUCUCAGAUGGAGUCAAACCAAGUAGUUCCUGAUGUGAUCGACACGGUCCCGCAGAACAACGUUGAGGUGACUUACAAUGGACAGAAGGUUAACAUGGGGAAUGUUUUGACGCCGACGCAAGUCCAGUGUCCUCCGAAAGUCUCGUACCCAACAGAAGACGGCGCUCUUUACACCCUCUGCAUGACUGACCCCGACGCACCGAGUAGGCAAAGUCCAAAGUACCGAGAGUGGCAUCAUUGGCUUGUGGUGAACAUUCCCGGCUGCAAUGUCUCCGAGGGAGAGACACUGUCGGAGUAUGUCGGUUCUGGUCCACCAAAAGGAACAGGUCUGCACCGAUAUGUGUUCCUGGUUUACAAGCAGCCUGGAAAGCUCAGCUGUGAUGAAAAGCGCCUCACGAACCGCUCUGGUGACCACCGAGGUUGCUUCAAAGUUCGCGAAUUUGCCAAGAAGUAUCAGCUGGGCGAGCCGGUUGCUGCCAACUUCUACCAGGCAGAAUGGGAUGACUAUGUGCCUAAGCUGUAUGAGCAGCUCAGUGGCAACUGAGUUCAAAGCACUCUCCCUGUUUUUCUUUUUUUUUUGUUCCCAUUCUGUUGCUGAGCCUUCAUGUUCGGGCCAAACAUGCCACUGGUCUUUAGCAUGUUCUCAAUAAAACAGCUUUGCUGGUCUGUAACUCCUUUUUUUUCCUUGAUUACUUGCAUGUCACACUACCCCUUUUCUCUCACAGUUCCGCCCUCAUUAGUACCAGUGAUAUCUUGUGUGUCUUGUUGGCAAAUUACUUCACAUCCAGUAUUCACAACUACACUGUGUUGUGUUAUCUAGUUGAUAAAAUAUGAGGCAUGCCAAAACUGUUGCACAUUAUACUGCUGGGAUGCUACUAAGGACUACUGUGAGAGUUCAACUGAUGAUGUUGCAUUCAACAAACUUCUACAAUGGGGAAUGAAUGGGCUAAAGAGCAAAUGUAUCAUUGUUGCAUUCAACAAACUUCUACAAUGGAAAGUGAAAGGGCUAAAGAGCAAAUGUAUCUCUUUUGUGGGUAAUUGUGAAGACAGUACAAAUGUACAAGCAGCGUUUGCUCACCGCUAAGGCAAAAGCAGGCCGUUUUUCACAUACAUGCAGCUAUUGUCAACCAUGAGCAUGUUAUGCAAAUUUUGCUUUGUUAUGUAUUAAAAAAAAGGUUGGUGCAUGUUAGUUUAACUGCAGACCAGCAUUCCAGCUGGAUGGCAGCUUGCUUUUAUGCCUAGUGAUUUGUCGUUUCACUUGUUGUUUUAGGCCAACAUAUUCUGUUUUCUGCCAUUAUCUAAUAAAACGUUCUUGUGCUGGGC
This is a messenger RNA of Rhipicephalus microplus (southern cattle tick), 1598 nucleotides long. RefSeq names its product protein D2. The record is from RefSeq and is a predicted model, not a curated record. NCBI's taxonomy places the organism in Eukaryota, Metazoa, Arthropoda, Arachnida, Ixodida, Ixodidae.